AUGAAUGGGGAUUCCAAGGAAUCUAGAACUAGAGGAAGUAUAGGGACAAAGAAGGAGGAGGAACCUUCGCUAUCUCCUAAGAGGAAUUAUAAUCUAACCUCCUCCAGCCCACAGCCGCCUAAGCUUGUUCCUAACAAAGAACUCAAGGGUCGGACCUUCUGUGAGAGAAGUGGAAUAUCGCCGCAUCAUCUCCGGGGGGAAAGAAUAUAUCAAGCAGGAAAACUCAGGUUAACAACUGGCACGAUUGAAACGCAGAACAGCCUAGCACAGGAGGCAGGGGAGUCAUAUAAUUUCCUUAGGGAGCCAGAAGAUGAUUACUACCGCACACCGAGAGGAUUUAGAUGUCCGAGUGGGUAUGAGGGGAAUAACAAGCCAAUGAAUAAGGGGCCUCAGACCAUGAAAAAGACGCCUGACUUGGAGCCACAAGCCUUGAACGGCGACAGGAGACGAAGGAGUAAGAAUAUUCCUGAGGUUCUGGAGUACUACCAUCGAAGCUAUAAAAGGAACGGCCUCAGAACAAGAAUAAAGAGACUAAUAAAAAGAAUAGAUCUAAGAUUCCAACUGAAAUUGAUGCGAUACAUGAAGGGGAGAAAGUAUUCUGUAGAAAGUGAAUUUUUGGAGCUUCGUGGUGGUGGAGGGAAACUAGCUUAUUACUAUAGAGAAUACGGAGUAUUAUUAACACUUAUAAUAGCUACUGUAGAGCUCUUAAUUUGCUUACUGGGUCUAUUAGUCCCAGGUCUUUAUUCUUUAUCAAUAGCAGCAUGUAUUAUAAUAGGUGGAUUAUUCGUGAGUAUUUUGUAUUAUUAUAUAAGGACCUAUUGUAAGAUAAAGAAAAUGAGAAGAUGUUUCAAGAAGCAUGGUGUUAUAAUAGAUCCGUGA
Molecule: messenger RNA, 879 nt
Organism: Plasmodium inui San Antonio 1
Lineage: Eukaryota; Apicomplexa; Aconoidasida; Haemosporida; Plasmodiidae
Exons: 1
Coding region: 1-879 (292 amino acids)
Source: RefSeq, a predicted model, not a curated record